AUGCCAAUAUAAUAGUCUUUACAUAUAAACUAAACAAUAUUAAGCGAAGAUUAGCAGAAACUCUACUAGUCUCCUUCAUAUUAAUAGAUUGAAGUAAAUAAUUAGUAACAAAAUCAAUAAAUUGAAAACUAAACACUUAGCUAAAGAUAACUAGAAAAUGGUAUUUUAUUAAACUAUUAACAAUAGCCUCAUAACAAUUAAAGUAAUUAAAUUCAUUCGAAUUCAAUUUCUAAUUAAAAUAAAAUUUAAGGAUAGCUUGAAAAUCAUUAUAUUAAGCCUAUCUAAUUAUAAAAUAAUUUAAAUUAUCCAAAAAAAAAUACUUGCAAAAAAUGUGACAUAGCUUGUAAAAAUUUAAGUGGAUUAUACAAUCAUGUCAGAACAUAUCACAAAUCUUAUAAUAUAUAAGAUUUUGCAUUAGAACCAGCUUAGAAAAGAGGUAGACCAAAAAAAGUUCUCAAUUGA
Tetrahymena thermophila SB210 is the source of this 462-nucleotide messenger RNA. Its product is annotated as zinc finger, C2H2 type family protein. The record is from RefSeq and is a predicted model, not a curated record. The transcript has a single exon. NCBI's taxonomy places the organism in Eukaryota, Ciliophora, Oligohymenophorea, Hymenostomatida, Tetrahymenidae.